Molecule: messenger RNA, 1890 nt
Organism: Purpureocillium lilacinum
Lineage: Eukaryota; Fungi; Ascomycota; Sordariomycetes; Hypocreales; Ophiocordycipitaceae
Source: RefSeq, a predicted model, not a curated record
AUGGACGUGACCUCAAGCCUGCCCGGCAGCCCGGCCGGAGGAGGGCCUCUGCAGGCGGCCACGCCCGACCGCGUCAACCAGUGCCGCGAGUCCUUUGUGUCCGCGCUGCGCAACGAGGGCCGCGACAGCUCGGUACACGAUAAAAUCAGCCAGUUCAACAACCUCAGCGUCGCCAUGCAGUCGAAGCAGCUCGAGCGCCGGACAGCCGACGCGGCGCUCAAGCGGGCCAUGGUCGGGCGCGAGGAAGCCGAGGCGGAGAUUCGACGGCUUAAGGAGGAAAUGAGGCUGCUGCAAAAGGCGGUCCAGGAGGGCAAGGAGCGCGAGAGGCGAGUUGGCGAACGACUCGAAACGGUCAUGGAGAAUUACGGACGCGCCAAGGAGACGCACUCCCACACCCAGGCCCUCUGGGAAAAGGAGAUUCGCCGCGCGAGAAAGGAAAACUUCAAGACCCAAUCCAACGUCGUCAAGAUCCAAGAGGACCUCAAGUCGGCGAGGAGCGCCGUCAGGAUCCUUGAGGAGAACCUCGACCGAGAAAAGGAGCGCAGCCGAGCUCGCGAGCAGGAGGCAUUCACCGCGCGAUAUCAAAUCGUCGGCGUGCAGGAGCAGCUGGAGCAGGCGCUCGAGCGCAUCAAGCUGGUGGAGCAGGAACGCGAUGCCUUCAAGACGGCCGCCAAGAACGAGGAGGUGGCGCGCAUCGCCGCCGAGGGCCGCCUCCCUCUGCCCAAGACUGAGGACCCGACCGACGAGUUUGCCUCACCGAAAAAGUCGACAAUCAAAUACACGGCCGGCAAGGAGCCGCGCGUGUCCUUGUCCACCAUGGACAUUGUGUCAUCCGCUGCCAGCGAGAUCGAAAUCGAGGAGCUGACGACGCAAGUACUGUGGGAGCGGCAACGGGCGGAUCGGGCCCAGGAGAUGGUGGAGUUUCUGCAAGCAGAGUGCGAGAUGCACUGCUGCCCGUGCUCAAAGACUAAGAAGAGGCACGCGAGCUCUAGCCCGCCACAGAAGCGACGACGAGAAUCUGUCGAAAGCCCGGAGCCUCACGAGCACGCGCCCGAGGAGUGCGGCCGGCUGUCACCACAGGCUCUGCCGAGCCCUCCUCCACGAAUCGAGGUUCCUCCCCAGAUCGAGGAGCCCGAGCCCGAACCGCGCCGGGUCAAGUCCAAGAAGGAGCCGCGACGCAGCACCAUCUUUUGCCCGCGGGAAGGCAUCUUCCGCACCGUCUCGGAGCAAGAGGCUGAGGCCAUGGAAGCAGAGAAGCUGGAACGGGAGGAGGAGCCCGCGCCGCGAGAGCCCGAUGCCCACUCCCUCGACCCGAUGGACGUCGAGACGAACCCCCGCAUGUACGCAAGAACUCCCUCCGUCGACCCUCCAACCUUUGCCCUCCUGUCGCAGGACCGGACGUCCCUCCAGUCGCUCCUGAACGCCCCGCACAGCGGCGGCGGUGACUCCACCCAUACCGACUCUCUCCCUAGCAUCCGCAGCGUGCCCGUCGUCGAGGAGGACGACGAGCCCGCCCCGACAGCACCACUAGACCACCACAUCUCACAAAGGGAAUCUCCAGAGCCUAGGCCGCACACGUCUGCGACCAUCUACACCGUGACGACGCAGGUGCCCGUCCGCGACGAAAAUGCCAGCUCCACGUCGUCCUUCUCGGAGAGGCUGCGCACCCCCUCGGGCGCCAGCAAUGCCAGCAGCUUCGACCACACGAACCCGGCGCUCACGCCCACCAUGACGAGGGAGCAGGCGCUCGCAAAGAUCCGCGAGCGCAGGGGCCGCGUGAGGAGCGCCGCCCAGGCCGCGGUGGCUCCUUCGCGCAAGGGCUCCAAGGGAACGGACAGGAGGGACGUCAGCGCGCCGACCGCUAAGACCGCCGGCCGCGUGCGAUCCUGA